Molecule: messenger RNA, 291 nt
Organism: Penicillium argentinense
Lineage: Eukaryota; Fungi; Ascomycota; Eurotiomycetes; Eurotiales; Aspergillaceae
Exons: 2
Coding region: 1-291 (96 amino acids)
Source: RefSeq, a predicted model, not a curated record
AUGAACCCGCACCAAAAUAGCCUUGACCGACUCUGGAAAGAGUACGACUGGCGAGUGCAUUUCGCCAAAGGAAAAUGUAACCAGCUGUCUGGAACCCUUCGCGAGCGUCUCAUGCAGGACAUUAUGAACAAGCGAAGCCAUCACAUGCGCGAGAAUGAACAACUCGACAUCGCCGGUACGAACGCCCUCCUACUCCACCUCAACCAGGUCUGCAUUACCAACCCCGCUAGGCCCGGGUGGUAUUGGCAGCAACCGCAAGACCAAGUACUCUUGAAGCUCGGGGAGGUAUGA